CGAAUGAAAUCGAAAAUACUCAAAGUCUGUGCAAGCAGAACUUUCGGCCUAUCAGAAAAUAAGUUGUUUUUCGCGGCGAAGCCGGGGCCUGGUGGUGAGCGGCGCCUACCGGAAGAGCCAAACGCUGCUACGUACACAAGGAUACAAGCCAGCAUAGCAUCGCACACGAGGUGGAACAACUUUAGGAAUGUUUCGCCGCCUUCGCCGAACCGUUUCACCGUCUCAGCGCUCCUGAAACUCGCCCGUCUAUGUCUGGCCACGCUGAGAACGGAAGCCUUCGACAAGCAAUAAUUUGGAGAAAGGUGGCGUCCCGUGGGCGCUGGGGGGCAUGGCGGUAGAGGAACCCCCGAUGCGGGAGGACGCAGCACAGGUGGCUCCGUGCCAGCACCGUGAGGGGGUGCCUGGAGGGGGCGCCACCCCUCCGGGGGCCCUGACCCCUCGUGGACCAGCACCUCUACUUCCAGACGGCAGUGCCAAGGGUGGAGGAGGUGGGGGCGGCCAUGAUGACGAGCUCACCAGCCUCACCUGGCUGCAGGACACGAACCUGCUUCGCAAGUUAGCUGGGCCACCGUCCUCGUCGGCCAACCACCAGGGGAACGGGACGAUGGCAGCGGCUGCAGGUAGCCGGAGCUCGGGCAGCACGACGUCAGCCACGUCGGUGGGCGAAGACGACGAGUCUCGGGAGUGGGGGCCCCCGGGACAAGUGCCCUACAACCCUCAGGUGCAUGUGACAUCGAAGCCUCCGUACUCCUUCAGUUGCCUCAUUUUCAUGGCGAUCGAAGAGUCGGCCGGCAAGGCUCUGCCCGUGAAGGACAUCUAUGCCUGGAUCCUGGGCCACUUCCCCUACUUCCAGCGGGCCCCCACGGGCUGGAAGAACUCGGUCCGGCACAACCUCUCCCUGAAUAAGUGCUUCCGCAAGGUCGACAAGGACAAAGGACAGAACAUCGGCAAGGGAUCCCUGUGGUGCAUCGACCCAGAAUUCCGGCCAAACCUGCUGCAGGCCAUGCGCAAGACGCCCUGCUUUCCCUACACUCACCUCAACUGGGCAGCCCCUUCGACACCUCACUCAGUGCCUUCUCAAGACAAUGGUGAUAAAGCCUUGUCUCCAGACCCAUCUCAAGCCCAGAACAAUGUUCCAUCACCCACACUCUUCCCCUUCCUGUCGAAGAGGCUUGCUGCAUCUUCAACGAAAGAUCAGGACGUCGACGCUGCCGCCGCUGCAAUGUUGGCUCUGCAGAAUGUCCCCAGCAUCCUGCCUCCUCUGAGUGACGAGGAAGAUGAUGAAGAGGAAGAUGAUGGCUACCGGGACUCCCCUCCAAGCCCCGUCAUGUUCACCAAGAAGCACCUCAGGCUACGCAAUCGCAGCACCGAGAUGACGCAGACACCGGUCGGUGCCAAUGCAACGGUGAUCACGAGCAGCCCCAGCGAGGAUCACACGUACAGCGCCUCGCUCUCGAACGGCCUUGGUGGGGAUUCGGGCAACACCUUGUAUCACAUCUCCAUUUCCCCGGUCCGAAACCUGGGGUCAUCGCCGGCAAAGAAGGAGCCAGAAGAGCAUGACGACAAUCUCCAGGAGGAGAACAGCAAUGGCAGCAUCGGUUCCAGCAGUGGAGGAGGACUCGGCAGGCUUCCAUUGUCAUCAGUGCCUCCGCGCAAGCGGAGGGCUGCCCUGGCUGCAGCAGCGGCGCUCCCGCGCAAGUCGAAACGUCAAGCAAGUGCGGCUUCCGCACGCAGCCGAAGUGGCGGCAGCUCCGCCGCAGCUUCUUCCGCUUCCUCUUCAUCCACGAUGAACAGCAGCAGCCACAGCAGGAACGACGUUGAGGACAUGGCGGAAGGCGCGGCACACGCGCUUCUCAACCUGGCAAAGGUGGCGACGAGCCAGCAGCAACUUAUGCUGCAAAGCAAAAGUUCUUCUCUGGUGGGGGGUGUACGGGAACGGCGGUGAGAGGCUGCAGUGAACAACCUGUGGAUGUGCCGACCUGACUUUCGAGCUGUUCGUCAUCUGGAGCAGAGGAACGGAGAGCCGACGUAGAGCUGGUUUUUUUAUCGUCAUGACGUGGUGGCAAAGCGAAUUUCCGAGAUGGUGUUACGUGUUAUGCUCGGGCGACGCAGUUGCGGGGGUGCCUUUAGGCACGAGGACACGCGGCGGUGCCCACUGCCUUGUUGGCUUGUUGUUGUUCUCUUUACCCGCUGAUUUUAGCCAUUUUUUUUUCUCGUUGGCAUUCAAAGCACGGGUCUUCUAACGUGCAUUCCUUAAUGAGCAGCCACUUCGCAAAGAGCAAGAGCACAGGACUCUUUACCAAUUGGCUUCUUUCUUAUCAAGCUGGCGACAUACUGCGAAAUUGUUGCUUGUUGAAGGAAAGUAAAUGUCAAUUUGUAAUGCUCAGCUUGGUGAGAGGGAUGAAAGUGCAACGACUAAAUGCCGAGGCAGUAGCAGCAGGCACUUGGCAGGUAGCAAUACAAGUACUGCUUGAGGAGCAUCAUGAAUCUUUCUGCCCGCCUCCCUCUGUGGUAAAUGACAAGCAACACUGGCCAUUUGUACGGGUCAGUGUAUGGAUGCUUGUUUUACUAGUUAACAGUUGAUUGCAUUAAGAUUUCUCUUUCACUCAUUUUUUUUCCCAUCUCUGUGCUCACGCGACAACCUAGUAUGAACUCAUGGAGUUUCGGACACUGGAAACGAGACCCAUUUCGUACUGGCAGUACUUCUUGUUUGGCGCUUUCGCGUAAUUGCUUUGGUUUUUCUUAAAACCUUCAUCUUUCUUACGGUAGCUUUACAAGUAGCGGCUGCUGUUGUUGCACGGCAAUUUUGGUUUUCUUGAUUUCUAGCUCAACUCUUCUUGCACGCUUUAGACCAGCGAAUUCAUUCAGGUGCCAGAAGAAUAGCAUUGGCACUUCAGUCAUGUUGCAGAUUUUUUUUUUUUUUUUCUUAUGCAUCCUUGUAUCAGAAGCAAGAAAAUGCUGGGGGAAAAGUACAACAUCCUCUGUAUACUCUGGCCUUGCAUACUAGGUCAUACCAACAGGUUUUUUUUUUUUUUUUCCCCUAAAAGGCUCGAAUGCUACUGUUCUAUGAGCAAGUAGAUACUUUAAUUGGACUGUGCUUGCCUAAAGUGAAAUCCCAGAGGGGCUGAAAUUUCAAUAGUUGAACCUACGCUAAGUGCCAUAAACUUUGCCCAUAAAUCAGUCCAGUUUCCUGCAGCUUUAUGUGGUUGGCUUUGCCGAUAGAAAAAUUGAGGUACGCACCAUUAAAUAAAGCCGCACAGGACCGGCAGCGUUCAUUGCUGUGUGACAAAAGCACAUCCUUAAGACCAUAAUGAUUGCCAUUAUCAUUACCAGAGUGCAUUUUUAUUCCAUGAAACUUCAAUAUACUGUGGGAGGCACGUCCUCGUAGUGCCCCUGCAUUGGAAUUCAGGAAAUUAGCAGAAUUUCUGAAUUCUGAAGAAAUGCACCUUGAGUAGUGUAAUAUUAAGGAGUGCAGCUUUUGGACUUUAAGGUGGGUGUAACACUUAAAAAAUACACCCAGAUAAGUUUAAUCUGUUUCAGUGGGUAGCAUUUCUUUUAACUGACACUUAUGUGGAUGUAGAGAAAACACAGGGAAGGCAGGAGACUGAAAUUCGAAGCGAUGAGCAAAACUAGAACAACGUAAAAGUGGGAGUUGACGUUUCGACAAGUGGACUUGUCUUUUUCAAGGCGACAUAUACUUUCCCUGCACAUUAUCUUUGCAGAUUGCAAACAGUUUGGAAAUUGGCUUGGACGUAGUGGCUGAAGGGUUGCUUCCCUCCUCACUUGUUCAGUUGUCAUCGUAGCAGCGUCACCACUUGGCCCCGUGUUCUAGAACGUCCCCUCCAUUAAAUGCUCCACCUCGCUUGAUAAAUGUGGACGGCAGGAAUCACCGCCAUUUGACAAAAAAUGGUCCCUGCGCUUUAUUGACACUCUCUGGCAAACCUUGAGAUGCAUAGCAUCUUCUUCAAUCAAGGGCCUUAAGCAUGCUCGACUCUCUGAAGUGCAGGAAGAGCUUCAAGUUGAGGACUGUUUGAGAAAGUGGGUUACUGUAAUUGCACGAGUUUAAUUCUUACUUUGUUUUCUCUGCUGUAGUUACUGCACCUAGCACUGUAUUGGGGAGCCAGGCUGCAGUUAUAAUGCUAAACUUCUCGCAAAAGCAGCUCGAACUGGUGUGUAGACUUCACAGUGCUGGGAUCAUCUAUUUAAGCACCUGAGCUGGGGGCACAGGCCAGCACUUAUUUUGUAGUUUGCAAGUGGGCUUGCCCACGCAGAUGAAAUGCAAAGCAGUGGAACAGCAUUGGCAGGCCUGACAAGGGCCCAAAUUUGCAGGCCGAGUUGUGCUGCUGAUAGAUAAGACCUAAUUUGAGAUGACAGAUUCAGUUCAAUUCGGUUUAUUUCCUUCUUAUGCAAAAAAUAGAAGCAAGAGCUAAAGGCUUUCACAUGUGGUACAAAUAGCAUUACAUGUCCUGCACUUGCUGUUCCUGUUUAGCACUUACUGCCUGUGGCUUCGUAUCAAGCUAUAAUUGUUUGCAACUCUUUUUUUUUCUUAUCUGCGAGCUUUUGCCAGUAAUUUUUUUAGUUAUACUCGUGCAAACUUCUAAUUGUCUUAUUUAUUUUCUUCUAUAUGCAGUUGAACCUCGCAAUAACGAAAUCAGCGGGAACGCGAAAACGUAUGCUUUUGCGAAAAUUUUGAUGUUUUAAAAUACGACGGCACAGAUAGGCAAUGCGUCGCAGAAUGAAACUCAAAAUUCCGUUAGCCUAGAUUGGCAAGCUCUGCUCGAGGAUAUAGAACCGCAUUGCCGACAGUACAAAGUACGUUGCAUGCGUCGAUCAGCAGCGGCAGCACCGCCAUGGAGCAGUAUUCUUGGUCAAUUGCUUUUCGUGAUACGAUGACUUUUGCAACGUUUUGCGUAAGCCGGCACCAGACAGCAGAGCAACAGCGCUCCACGCGUGCAGCAGCAUUUUUCCGGUGCACACUGUCACCCAUAGGUGCCGACACGUCCGGUGCAGAGUGCGCAAAUGAUCGUACCUCGUAUACUCAAAAGCAAUCGAUCGAGAUUACGGCAACUUGGUGCAAAUCUAUGCCUGGCGCCUAAUCUGCACGUGAUGCCUCCGGAGUGGCACCAAAAUCGGCGUUCUUGAAGUAAGGGAUGCACGUUCCCCGAACAAUAGCUCAAUCACAACGCAAUACGUGGUACUCCAUACUGCGACCACCGUCUCAAGCACCAUAAACAAUUCCACAUCAGUGGCACAUGGAUUUCCAUGUUUUUGCUGCAUCCUCCUCACCAAGGUGCACAUUACGCACUACACUAGGUGUGCAAAAGCCGUCGUCACGUGUCGGUAGCGACAUGCGUGCCGCUUCAAGCUGGCAGUCAACAGACAGGAUGGCAGGCAUGACAUGUUUCCAGCACACGUGAUCGCUUCUGACGUUUGAUUGUUUUUGUAAACAUAAAUGGCGGCAUAUAAGUGUAACGUGGUUGUAUUUAUGCAAUUUUAGUGCAAAGGAAUUGCAUUUGAGCACAUUUUAGAGCUUGCUAGCCUUGCGCGAGUAGGUAAUACACAUAGUUAAUUUCCAGCAAAUUUCAUUGAUGUGAGAUUGUAGUACAGUGGCACUUCACUGUCAAGAGGUACGAAAUCCAUUGAAUCAGGUUGUUUGCCAGGGAUACGAAAAUCUUUUAUUGCCGCGAGAAUUUCGUUGUCACGGGAUUUCGUUAUUGCGGGUUUCGACUGUAUAUGGUUUCCUUAACUCGUGUGUUGUGGUCCGUAGGAGGCUCCUGCUCUUUCAUUCAUAAUUUGUGGAGGAGGAGGUUGGGGAAUGUUCCCAUGUCUCGUGUCUGUUUUUUUAUUAUUAUUAUUAUUAUGUUAAUCCCCCCCCCCUUGUUACUUCCUCCUUUGCUGAAAAGCUGCAUUUGCUUAAGCAAGCCGAAAUUGGUCUAUCCUUUUCUUUUUAUAUUUAUGUCAGCUUUCCUGCUUCUUAUCGAUUGUUUUCUGCAACAUGCCUCUGCAACACGCCUCUGCAACAGACUACUCUCCGGAGACAAAAUAGAAUGACAUAAGAUGCACCAUUUGCUUGACCCCAGCUCCAUCACCUCCAUCCCAAUCCCCCUUCUCUUUCUCUCUAUCUCUCUCUCUCUUGUAAAGGCCUGUGAUGUUAAAGGCCCAUGAUUUUGUAGGCCUUCGCAGUUGAAACAAGGCUAAAAAUUUUUAAAGGCAAUAAUGUGCGGUCUCAAGCACAAACCUGUAAUUGUGACGUCAGUGAGAGCAGGCUGUGCUAUCUAAUCGGGAGAAGUCGGAGGCAGCGAUGAGAGGUGUUUAGAUGAUGGCAGUCCGUGUGUUGAGCGUCCCCAGAGUGGCGGCGCUAGGGCAUUCCAUCACCCUAGUGACCGAGUGGAGUUGCGAGGCCGCCUAUCUUUGAGCAGCGUUGACUUACGAUUGACUGCGAGUGAGUUUUUUGUGCGACCCUUCCACACGAAAGUUAACUCAUACACAAGACAGUUAACCGUUAAAUUUUUAAUGUUCAUUUGCUGUUCCUGUUGGCCUCGUAAUCUCCCUCAACCAGGAUUGGACGAGUGAAUCUAGAAAAUGCUCAUCAAAUGGCUGUGCAAGCAUGUACAUAAGAAAGGAAGGUGUGGGGCGAUGGGAGACGGACAUGCACGAUGCCACCCGACAAAAGUAAUAAGGCAUGGGAUGAUGGAAGCUGUAAUAUAUGAGAUACAAAGGAUUGCUGGCGGCACUAUAAAUAGUUGCAAAUGCUAUAGUAUAUAUACAUAUAUAUAUAUACACAUUAUUAUAUAUAUAUAUACAUACACAUGCACACAAAGAAUAGAUCUACAUAAUCUAAAUGUUAUAAACGCCUCCUCUAGACAUGCAGCACUACAUCACAGUGAAUGGUUCACGCAGAAGGAAAACGUUUCGGAAGGAAGAGUGUGUGUGUGUGUCCCUAUUACUUGCUCGCCUUGUUUCCUAAAGACCAUGGCAUACCGCGACUAACGCUCCAAUAUCCUUGGUAGCUUUUCUUUUUUUCUUCUUUCAGUUCUUGCAAUCAGAAGAGUGACUUUGAUGUACCGUAGCAGCUUUUGCCACGGCGGUUCCGUAUAACCUUGUGGUUUGUUUGACUAUUUCAGCACGAGUGUUUUGUUCUGAUACAGGCUGCUGAUAGUUGAGUGCACGUCAUUGCACGGUGUGUUAGUGGGCAGGCACUUUUUUUUUUCUUUCUCUCUUUGUAAUAUCGCAAAUGUCUCCAGAUGUAGGUGCACUUUCGUACUUGUAGAGAUUGGGUCGCCCCUGCUUUUAGAGGAUAGAAUUGCGUGUGCAUUUUUCGUUUUCAUUCUUAUUUUAGAUGACUGGCCAUCGACGGCACGUUGUGCGACGGAAGCCUAGAUGCGUUGCAGUACAGUUUGCACAUAUGUUCACACACACGUGGUUUUUCUAUGCUUCUCCUUUGUGACUGCGCUUUCUUUGCCGAAAUGGGGGAAUGUGUCUUGUCGGCUACAAAAACCACCCACGCCAUGCGCGCCCAAGCACGGGACAGCCUUGAUUCGGUGUCGGACAGUGUUUGUUGUAUACCUUUGUGUCAAAACGGCCCGGCUUUUUGCCUUGUCUGAAUUGACCGUACAAAUAUUAAGGUGCCGAUCUUGCGGAGCGCUCCUGUAUGCAUCGAGACGAAACCGUGUCACCGCGGACAGAACGCUCACAUUCAGAUGUCUGCUGUGGUCGACGUAGCAAAGACAGCAGAGGAAUGUUGGCUUGCAAAAAAAGCUUGAUCAUCUACUGUGCCCCAGUUCCGAAAGUGCGACACCGAAAAAUGGCACACGUGGAAGCGCUUCACAUUGUCGGGCCAUUACACUCUUCGAAGCUUCUGCAUUUUGUGUGUGCGUGUGUGUGCAGCGCAGGACUUUAGUUUUGCCAGCGUGUGUACUUCUCAUCGCAUUCUCACCGAUGUCCAGAGCACUUCUUGUGUUGUCUCCGGGCGGGACAGAAGGCAGUGUUGGUGCGGACGUUUCUGCGGAGAUUCAGUUUGCAACGACGAUGCAUCUAUACGAGAAGGAGAAGUUUGCAUCACUGAGCUCAAGCCUGUGGUUGCACGCAGUAUUAUGUGCACUGUGUUUUUUGCCAAAAGUCUAAGCACUGUUUCUUUGCAGGAGUGAGACGGGAGAGUCUCUGGGUUUUUUGCCCACAGCAGAAGGUCUUGUUGGGUAUGGGCGCUUGCGUCCCGAGUUUUGCUUCGAGGAGCACAAUGUUGUUGGUGACACCAGUGAGGGUUUUCAAGCUGUUGCAAAUGAGGAGAGAGAGAUUCUGUGCCAAAAGCGUCAACCACGGCGUGGUUAGUUGAUAGGAGGUGGAGAAAUGUAGGUGACAGUAGUAAUAACACGAACACCACCUGUACAGAAACAUUCUUUCCACCAGUUCAGUGUUUGUUUUUCUUUUCCCCUGUGUCACUUUGUAUGUCUUCAAUGAGAGAUUGAGCAUGGAGGUGGCGUACUAACCAUGGGUGUACAAUGGAAAGCAUGGGCACAAGGUAGCACAGUGCUUGCGGCGACGUCUUGCAAUGCUGCGUUCAACCAAAGUGUGCUGGACUUCUUUUACAGUGACGAACUGUAUUCCACUCAAUCCACAGCUAUAAGCUUACAGGCACAGCGACAUAAUAAUCGUGAAAGUGUCCUUGCAUCUUUCUUUUUCCAAAGAGGAAACUCGUGCAAUGCAAGAACAUUGCUAGUGCAAGACGGUUGACUUCCCUCCGCAUCGCAAGGUGUUGCCAUGAGCAUUGCUUCCCCCAAGAAUGUCUCCCAGUAUUUUUACAUACAGCUGUGCUAGUACGUUGUCGCUACGCUAAGGCCCUCUAACGUUGUGUCUGUGUGAGUGCGUGUGUGUAUGGAUUGUUGAGUGCUUGCAGUGUUCCAACUCUGCAGGGAGAAAAAGCGGCUUCUCUGCUUUAUGCAGAAACGUUGCUACUGCUGCAGCGCAGCUAUUAUCCCGUGUGUGUACAUUUGUUCCUAACCUGUAGAAACGGUGACUGUCUGUACGUCAGGCAAGCGGUGAGUCUAUCCUAUGCAAAAAAAGACUGUUUUUCUCUUCCUCUCACUCGGGCUGUUGGUAGCGCCUAAAUCUUGCCAGCCUGGCAGCAAGGUUGCUGGAAACGUGAGAAGUAUGAAGGUGUUGACGCUUCCUUUGCGAGUUUUGUCGCAUGUUCCCUUUGGGCUGUGUUUGUCUGGCAGCCUCUCCGCGUGCUUUUACUACUAACGAGUUGCUGCAUGUUCCCUCUGGGUUUUAGCAAUAAUCAACAAAGCAAUCAUCGCUAGUAAAGUGUAUGUGUACCGAAACAUCGAGACGCACCAACGGGAGCAGGCUCGCAGAGCUCCUCGUUAUAAACGUACGCUUUUAUUGCCCAGCACCUUGUCUUCUUUGUCUGUAUUAUUUUCUUUUUUGAAGAUCUGUUUGAAUGUCAUGUGCCUGAUGCAACAAACACUUCAUUUUGGCCUUCUGAGUUGCUCGUCUUUUUUCUUCCUUGCUUAGAACGUUUGUGUGUGUAGGAGAUGUUAUGGCGAAGUUAGAACAAGCCUUGUAAUACAAAACCAGUUGUCUCAUUUGUUCUUGGGUUUGGUGUCAAUCUCGGAUGAAAAUGGCAAAACAUCAUCUGUGAGUGUGUGUGCGCUUUGCUUGACUUAUUGCACUGACCACAAACAUUAGUAGCAAACUGCUACACCUUGGCACCGCAUGACUGCGACGGAAGGUGACCGGUACACUUUACUGAUGAGACACCCUGGCAGAUGUUGCAAUGGCAUGUGUGUUUGUGUCACCUGCCGUAGCAACAGUGUUUGACAACCUAUGCAGCUGUGUAGUCGGACGUGUCUUAUCGUUUCUCAGUUCCAGCUACAUUGUAUUUCCCCAUUUUUUUUAUCCCCCCUUUGCAGAUACACCUCACAUCACAAACACUAGUUGUUUAGGUUGUGCACAUUACGGUUAUUGGCAUACACAAGUAAAUACAGGCUGCAUUACCUUGGCCGGCCACUUUGCACAGCUAUUGCGCUCUGUAAAGACUCAAGCAAGUGUCGCACAAUGUCGGAGCAACACAAUAUUGGCUGCUUCCCAUGUUGUGGAAAGUUACUUGAGAAAGAAAUUGCCAUCUUGCCAGCUGUAGCAAAGUGGUACAGAGGGAGAUGAACCAUUCGAACAGUAGCAAAUGGUUGCAGGACACCAUACUUCUGGCUACUGAGAAACUUUUCUCAUCUUAGCACUCCUUCCACCUUGUCAAUUUCCAGAAAAAUCAACCUGUGGUUUCAAGAUCCACGUAUUUGAACGCAUGACCUGGUCAAACCGCCCCGCGAUUACGGUAUAGUGACGAUAAACACGGUGCCUGUUCAGAAGUCACUUUCACCAGUCGCCAGUCUAUGCACCCAUAUGCACUGGUCCACACUGCAAAAAUAGAGUAUGAGUUGGUGCAUAUAUGUUUCAGCAUUGGCGUUUCAUUAAAGUGUUAUGGUGGCAGAACAAACGAGCAGCAGCAUCUGGCGGCGUUUUGACAAUGCUCUCAACUAAAAUGCAUGGGCCUCCAUUUGCAUACUGCCACUGCAUACUGUCAUCUGCUGGUGUGAGCAGUCUUAGUACUGAAGAAAAUUCUUAUGCGUUCUGGACCAGAAUAAUACAACGGUUCCAAUGCUAUUCCCUCUUGCGCUUCAUCAGUAGCUUGAGUGGCUUGACUGGCACUCGUGCUUACAUUAUCGUUGCGAUAGCCGGUCACGAAUUGUGCAUGUUAAAAAAAAGUAGAGUCGACUAAAAGGAGUUUAUACAUAUUACCCUGAUUUGAAUCUCUACCGGAAUGGCUGUUUGCAUCUGUGUUCUAUUGUUGCACUAAAACUAAGACACAGAAAGGUAUAUCCGCUAGGUAAAAUGCUCUAAUAAUUUAAGAAGCUUGUAAUGUGGCCGGCCAUAAGUACAGUCUCGGAUGGCACCCAUUUUGAUUUAAUCGAUGUGCAACUAGAGUAGAAGCCUGUUGCCAUAUUCACAAGAAUGUAUGAAAAGCAUGUUUUCCAGUGAAACAUUACAAUCCCAACCACAUGUUAAAUGUGGGGUACUUGCGGCGGUCACUCGUCGCACUAGUAAAAUUGCGGAAAUCGUACGAACGAGCAACGCACCAGGUUAUCUUUUUUUUAAACUUCGCCUCAACGGCAAUAAUUACUGCCAAAAUGCAUGAAAGCUGCGUUUCUUCACAGCUUUUUCUUUUAGCUAACUGUGUUGGUGUUUUGGUCAUAUCACUACUGAAGUUCCAGAGACUACUCGCUUUGAUCUAUAGUGCCUCUCCCCCAAUUUCUUUCUUCUCAUUUCUUGUGAGCUGAAGGGAAUACACCUAUUACCCUUCUUGCGACAAAUUCCACUGCUCUUUCUGGAGGUGCCGCCUCGAACCUGAAGCGCUCAAGAUGAUGCUCGUAUUUCACAAAUCUGUUUUGCCAGAGAAAAGCUAAAUGCUCCGUGCCAAAUAACAUUGCAUGUUCUCCACACGUAGCCACUCUACUAUUCCAGUCAAGUUGUUCCUCUGCAGCUACCAGGUUACGAGGGUUGCAAAAGUACAUCGGUAGUGUUACUGACAUCUACUACAUUGCUCUCAUCCGCUGCGCUGCCGUCAUCUUACUUGCUCAAGCUACUUGUGGAACAGUUCUUGUGGCUAAUUAAAACACACUAUAGGUUAUCUAAAAGAAAAAACCGUGUCUGGAAAAAUUGUCGGAAAGAUGUCAUGAACAAUGCUACAGAAAAAGAAAAGGUUAUCCUCCCGAUUGUAACAGGCUGCUAAAAAGGACUCGUUGCAAAGGACAGGGAACCGAGUAUCCGAGUAUCUCGUAGUCAUUUCCCAGCAAUCGCGUGGAUGGAAAUUUGUGCCGAAUGCGCAGAGAGCAAGCUACCAUCGCUUGGGUUGAUCUUAAAUGACCCAUGGCUAACAAGUUAUACGCUACGGGGCAAGAAGAUGAAAAGUCUACUCCAGAAUGAUCAAUGGCAUUUGUCCAUUGUGAGGAAGUGCGGUUUUGGCAGAUCAUGCAAGAGGCGUGUGUAUAGGAACUGGAAAAUUGGAAAGACAAUGUUGGCCAGGACGGGCACACUACUGCGAGCAACCACGCCAGUGUUUUGUGUGUGUGUGUGUGUGUGUGUGGAUGCGUGUGUGUGGUUUCGGAUCUGUGUAAAUACGGCGUCUAUACUGUUGUUGAAGAGAAAAAGAAAAUAAUGUUACGAUAUGCACAUUUUUUCUAAACCGAGCAUUAGUCUCUCCGGUUUCUGUAGGACAGUCCUGUGUCGAUGCCAAUACCAUUGCCAAACCACAGCUGAUGGGAUUGUGUCUGCUGCAUAUUUUAGAUAGAAUGAAAAAAGGGACACCUUCUUUUUCUUUUUAUUUUUCUUUUUUAACUGUUUGAAAUGAAGAAUGUAUUUCAAUAAAUAGAGAUGUGUAAAACUAA
Messenger RNA from Dermacentor albipictus, 12440 nucleotides. RefSeq names its product forkhead box protein N3-like. Gene Ontology annotation, cellular component: nucleus. Gene Ontology annotation, molecular function: DNA-binding transcription factor activity; cis-regulatory region sequence-specific DNA binding. NCBI's taxonomy places the organism in Eukaryota, Metazoa, Arthropoda, Arachnida, Ixodida, Ixodidae. Gene Ontology annotation, biological process: regulation of DNA-templated transcription. The record is from RefSeq and is a predicted model, not a curated record.